CCCACUAGCCCCGGCGCUGCGCAGUUUCCAGCCUGUCAGCCCGUCCGGAGCCCGGCUCGCUGGGGCAGCAUGGCGGGGUCGCCGCUGCUCUGCGGGCCGCGGGCCGGGGGCGUAGGCCUUUUGGUGCUGCUGCUUGUGGGCAUCUUUCAGCUGCCCCCUGCCCUCUGUGCGCGGCCGGUAAAGGAACCCCGCAGCCUGAGCGCAGCGCCGGUGCCCCUAGCCGAGGCUGGCGCCCCCCGCCGCUUGCGACGGGCAGCACCAGCACCCCGAGGAGAGGCGGUGGGUGCGGUGCAGGAGCUGGCGCGGGCGCUAGCGCACCUGCUGGAGGCCGAGAGGCAAGAAAGGGCCCGGGCCGAGGCACAGGAGGCCGAGGAUCAGCAGGCCCGUGUCCUGGCACAGCUGCUGCGUGUCUGGGGCUCCCCGCGUGCCUCUGACCAGCCCUUGGGCCUGGAUGACGACCCGGACGCUCCCGCAGCCCAAUUUGCCCGAGCCCUGCUUCGCGCCCGCCUCGAUCCCGCUGCGCUCGCAGCCCAACUUGUCCCCGCGCCUGCCGCUGCGCUGCGACCCCGGCCCCCAGUAUACGACGACGGUCCCGCAGGUCCCGAAGCCGAGGACGCUGGCGACGAGACACCCGAUGUAGACCCGGAGCUCCUGAGGUACUUGCUGGGACGGAUUCUCACUGGAAGCUCGGAACCUGAGGCUGCUGCCGCCCCGCGCCGCCUCCGCCGCGCUGCUGAUCAAGAUCUGGGUCCCGAGGCGGCCCCCGAGGGUGUACUAGGGGCGCUGCUGCGCGUCAAGCGCCUGGAGAACACCCCGCCCCAAGCGCCCGCGCGCCGUCUCCUGCCGCCCUGAGCGAAGCUGUCCUCCCAGAGCUCUGGAACCUUCCCAGCAACCCCAGUUCCACUCCAGCACGUCCAGAGCAGUUUACCCCACAGCCCCGAGAUCCCUAUCCUCUGGCCCUUCAAUAAACGCAUUCUAUAGCA
Messenger RNA from Jaculus jaculus (lesser Egyptian jerboa), 983 nucleotides. It is a transcript of the gene Pcsk1n, whose product is annotated as proprotein convertase subtilisin/kexin type 1 inhibitor. The record is from RefSeq and is a predicted model, not a curated record. Gene Ontology annotation, biological process: negative regulation of endopeptidase activity. Gene Ontology annotation, molecular function: endopeptidase inhibitor activity. The transcript has 3 exons. Lineage: Eukaryota; Metazoa; Chordata; Mammalia; Rodentia; Dipodidae. The coding region runs from base 70 to 852 and encodes 260 amino acids.